GGCCUGGGGUUCCUCGUGUCCCUUUGGGGACGGGAUGUGGCGGAGGGGCUGGGCCAGGAGCAGAGCCCUGGGAGUGGAGUCCUGGCUCCCAGCUUGGUUCCUGCCCUCAGCAAAACAUCACGUGGCAGAUCCAGGGGAGAGACGUCAGUUUGCUGCUCCUAAAAUAUUUCUGGAUGUAUCUUUAUAAACAAGCUGGAGCCACCGGUCGCGGCCGACCUUGGGUCAGGAUUUGGCCCUAACAAAGAGAAUUAUUUCCUGUUUCUGCAGCAUGUUCAGCAUGAAUUGAGAUCUAACAAAAUAAGGGAAUUAAAGCCCCGUGAAUUCCAGUCUGGAGCUUUGAAUGGAUCCAGUUUUGCUGCUUCACGGUUGGUUCUGGUGAACUGCUUCAGUUCAGCGUUCCCAGUGGCUUAUUUCCUCACAAGAAAUAAACCUCUCUGAAGAUGGAGCCAAGAGACACUGAGCUCUUGGACCUUUUGAACUCCUCCUUCGGUUUCCUGACUUCUCUGAUGAUGUUGGGGCAGGGAGCACAGUCCUGCCUGUGGAUGCUCCUCAUGCUCCCGGUGAGUCCCUUCCCAAACCUGGCAUGUGACCAUUGGCACUGGCCGUAGGCAGCACAGGAGAGGAGGUUCUGGGGGCUUUCCCCUUAUUUUGGAUGAACACGCGAUGUGAAAGGUCUGAAUUCCCGUUAGGAAGCAUUUGCAGGCUGCCAGGAUUGACUCAACUCGGCUUUGCCCCGUUCCCAAAGGCAGAACUGGGCAGAGUCCUGCUGCCUGGAAGGCUGAAGGUUGGUGUCAGCGUUGGGUGGAUCCGUCGGCACGUUGGGAUGGGGCUCUCACUCCGCCCCCACGGGUGUGUAACCGUGGAAUGAUUCUUGUGUGAGGCUCCAGCUCCUGGUCCGAGCGAGGUGCGACUCCAGCACGGCUGAUCACUCCUCCCUUCCCUCAGGAGCGUGGGGGGAUAUUUGUUAAACAUUUGCUGAAAAACCUUCUGGUGUGUCCUGUAAAGAGCUGGUGGGAUCUCCACAGGAACUUAGUCCCAAAUACAUGUUUUCUGCGUAUUUCUGGUUGGAAUGUGCCAGGAACGCUCACUUUGGAUUGCAUCCAGCCGUGCUGCGUCCCCGUGCGCUCCCGGGGGCUCUGGGGUGUGCUCAGCCCCUGCUCCGUUGCUGGGGGAUGGAUUUGCAGCUGUGGAUCUCCUGGGGCUUGGAUUUCCUACCUGGGCUUGUAUUCCUGACCUGAUCUGGCAGGAGGGAAGAGGAGAGAGCACUUCCCUUCCACGGGGAAAGGAAAUAAUCAAUAACUCUGGGGUGGGGACAUUUCCUCCGUCCGAUCCCUCAAUAAAUCUCCAACGAUCCGUCGCCGCCUCGUUGGACCCGGAGUUUUCCAUCCGUGUUUUCCCUGGCAUUUUUGUGCACGCGGGAGUUCGGAAUGCCGCGGACGAGGGGGUGGGAUGUGCCGCUUGUUCCCUCCCCAAACCUCCUCUGCUGUGUGCUGAGCUCUCAUUUUCCUUGGAAUUCCACACCCACCUGAAGGAAGCUUUGCCCGUUAUCGCAGCCGGUUUCACCCUGGAGCUGCUCCUUGUUUCUGCAGCUCUUGCCAGGGAUUAGAGGAUCUGAACGUGCGGCUCCUAAUUAGGGAUGUUCCCUAAAUUGGAGGAGUAAGAGCAGGAAUCGCUGCCAGCUCCUGCUCCCGGAAUGUGCUGGGCUUUGGCAUCGCUUCUCCCGCCUCAGCUCGCAGUUUGCUCCGGCAGCGAAGGAAUAACGAGUUUUUCUGGGAGGAGGAAAUUAAUACUGACACCUGUGAGAGCGGGAAUGGCGUUUCUCCACCAAAGCCAAGAAAUUCCACGUUAAAGACUGGAUGUAACGGUUGCUUUUGGGGAGUUGUGCUCUUAGGGAAUUUCACCCACCUUUAAGGAUAAUCUUGGAAAAAAAAAACAAACCAAAACAUUUCAAGGCACCAAGGAGGGGUUUUGCCCAUCUUUAGGGAUAAUCCUGGAAAAUAGACUUUAUUUGUUCCUAUCCUGCACAAUCCUGAGAUUGGCUCGUGCCCAAUACACCACCACUUCCCUCUCCCAGCCUUCCCAGAUUUUUCCCUGCCAGAUUUUCAGCUCGGCAUAAAUUGUGUUCCUUGACAGCAGAAUUUUUAUCCCAGCCUUUAACUGCAAAGCAACCAAGUUCCAGGGAGCACUUUGCCGUUCCGGACUCCCACGGAUGAGGCUGCUCUUCCUUUCCCUCUCUGCCCCGAGGAAUGCGGAAAAUCAGGAUUUGAAGGCAUGGCAGGAGCACACGCCUUCCGCAGGCUCAGAACCCGAGAAAAUCCAGAUUUAGGAAUAGAUCUGUGGUUUUGUUCCCUUCUGGGAAGGAGCGCCGGAGUCAAAGGAGCCUGGAAAGGCGCUCUGGAGUAGAAAGGAGCUCUGUCUGGACGUUGAUUUUUGUCUGCCAGAGUUGAUGCUGAGGAGCCGAUCCCGUGCCGCUGACUCCGCCUGGCCUCGGCUAUGGACAUCGUCCUGUCGGAUUUUGUUCGCUCAACGGGGGCAGAGCCGGGACUGGCCAGAGACCUCCUUGAAGGCAAAAACUGGGACCUGAGCGCGGCGCUGAGCGACUUUGAGCAGCUCCGGCAGGUGCACGCCGGGAACCUCCCUCAUUCCUUCAACGAAGGCCGCGGGGCCCGGCCCCCGGAGCGGGAGGUGGCGCGGCCGGGGAGGCCCCCGCUGCAGCGCCAGGAUGACAUCGUGCAAGAGAAGCGCCUGUCCCGCGGCAUCUCCCACGCCAGCUCCACCAUCGUGUCCCUGGCCCGCUCCCACGUCUCCAGCAACGGCAGCAGCAGCGAGCACCUGCUGGAGAUGCCCAUCUGCACCUUCCAGCUGCCCGACCUCACCGUGUACCCCGAGGAUUUCCGCAGCUUCAUCGAGCGGGAUCUCAUCGAGCAGUCCAUGCUGGUAGCGCUGGAGCAGGCGGGCCGUCUCAACUGGUGGGUGACGGUGGAUCCGAGCUGCCAGCGCCUGCUGCCCCUGGCCACCACCGGCGACGGGAAUUGCCUGCUCCACGCUGCCUCCCUGGGUAUGUGGGGCUUCCAUGACCGGGAUCUCAUGCUCAGGAAAUCUCUCUACACGCUGAUGGACAAGGGAGCGGAGAGGGAAGCGCUGAGGCGGAGAUGGCGCUGGCAGCAGACGCAGCAGAACAAGGAGUCUGGCCUGGUUUACACGGAGGAGGAGUGGCAGAAGGAGUGGAACGAGCUGAUCAAGCUGGCAUCCAGCGAGCCCCGCGUGCACUACGGCACCAACGGCGGCAGCUGCGGCGGGGUGGAGAGCUCGGAGGAGCCGGUGUACGAGAGCCUGGAGGAGUUCCACGUCUUCGUGCUGGCCCACGUGCUCAAGAGACCCAUCGUGGUGGUGGCAGACACGAUGCUGCGGGACUCGGGCGGCGAAGCAUUUGCCCCCAUUCCCUUUGGAGGCAUCUACCUGCCCCUGGAAGUCCCAGCCAACAAAUGCCACCGGUCUCCUUUGGUUCUGGCCUAUGACCAAGCCCAUUUUUCUGCCCUGGUCUCCAUGGAGCAGAAGGAAAACACGAAGGAUCAAGCUGUGAUCCCCCUGACAGACUCUGAGCACAAGCUGCUCCCCGUGCACUUCGCCGUGGAUCCCGGGAAGGAGUGGCAGUGGGGCAAGGACGACAGUGACAACGUCAAGCUGGCCAGCGUGACUCUCUCCCUGGAAGCCAAGCUGCACCUGCUGCACAGCUACAUGAAUGUCCGAUGGAUCACGUUGCCUUGUGACAUGCAGGCGCCUCUGGCUCAGCCAGAAUCCCCCACGGCCUCUGCGGGCGAUGACGCUCGCUCGGCGGCGGAGUCGGGUGAGUCCGACAAGGAGUCGGUGUGCAGCAGCUCUGCCAGCAACGGGGGCACCAGGGCGGGCAAGGACAGGGAGAAGCCAAAGAAAGAGCGGGAAAAGGAGAAGGAGAAGGAUAAAAAACGGGCAGACUCGGUAGCCAACAAGCUGGGAAGCUUCGGGAAGACUCUGGGCAGCAAACUAAAAAAGAACAUGGGGGGCCUGAUGCACAGCAAGGCCGUGAAGGGCGGCAUGAGCAACGGGCAGGGAGACACCCUGGAGAAGAAGAAGAAAGGAUCCCUGAAGGCACGGAAGGACAGCAAAGAGGAAUGUUCCCCAGGAGACUCAGCUCCUGCAGAGAAAACGUGCGCUGCUGCUAAAGCGGCCCCGGAGAAGCCGCCGGAUCCCUCCAAGUACAGCAGCGACGUGCGGCUGAGCCUGAGCAUCCUGCGCGCGGCCAUGCAGGGCGAGCGCAAGUUCAUCUUCGCCAGCCACCUCAAGACCAGCACCCGGCACCAGUUCCAGGAGGAGAUGAUCCAGAGGUACCUCCUGGAUGCCGAGGAGCGUUUCCUGGCAGAGCAGAGGCAGAAGGAGGCAGAGAAGAAGGCGCUGGGCAGCGCUGCCCCGGCCAAGAGGCCGGAAGGGGAGGCGGGCGCCCAGCGGAGCGAGGAGGCGAUGCCGAGCCCCGCGUUCUCCCAGCCGCCCCCCGCCUACCCCCCCCAGCCCCUGGAGCCGGCAGCGGGUGCUAAAAUCGCUUUUCCCGCCGGCUAUUCCGGCGUUUUCACCUUCCCCAGGCCCUCCGUGGGCAGCGCCGAGGGGCUGCACCCACCCGGAUGCGCCGAGGGCCGGCGGCAGCUGGCGGGGGGCCCCUGCGGGAGCCUCCCCCCUUACGCCACCCUGCCCCGGCACCACCAGGGCCGGCUCGGCCCCUGCCCCUCCGGCCCUGCCCACCCGGGCCGGUUCUCCCCCACGGACACGGACAUCCAGCCUCCUUUCCCUUCGGAGCGCGAGGGCUCCGGCUGCCUCCCCUCGCACAGCAACGGCUGCCGGGAAUUCCUCGAGCAGGACAAGGGAGGAGCAGCGGAUAAAACGAGAAGCCAAGCCCUCUACGGCGUCCAGCAGACCAAGUGCAAACAGCCCAACUGCAGCUUUUACGGACACCCGGAGACGGGGAAUUUCUGUUCCUGCUGUUACAAGGAGGAGCUGCGGCGCAGGGAGCGGGAGGCGCUGGUGCACCGGUUCUGACGCUCCCCGUGCGGAUCCGGACCCGUGGAACGUGGGGGAAAUGCAAUAACGAGAGAUCCCUUUCGGUUUUACGCCCGCCCGCGCUCCUCUCCCGCUCCGCAGGAGGUGGGAGCAGGCGUUUGGCCGGACGGGCUGGGGUUGGCCUGGGGCUGGUGGGAUUGAGGGGUGCAGGAGGGAGAUGGGGGGAAACCAGCCCCUGCUUUCCCUGCAGAGGAGGAGGAAGAAGAUUCCCAGGGGUGCCUGGGGACGGCGGGCGCUGCUCGGGUCGGAGCACAGGGUGAGGGGAGAGAAUUCCUCAAGAACUCAAUAAACCAGACCAAAGCUUUGGGAGCGGGCAGGGGGGAGCAGCUCCCACCAGGUCCUUCCCGCUUCCUGACCACCUGGGACAGAGCGAAAACGCCCCAUUUUGAGCGUCACAAACCUUUUAAUGGAGUUUUUUAACACUGGUUUUAUUCUGUAUCUCUUCUUGCUGGUACUGAGCGACACCGUGUUGGAGUUGGACGCUGGUGAGGCGAGGUUGGUCGGACGCCCCCCACCCACUCCUGGGUGGCUCCGAGCACCAGGACGGGCUCAGGGCUCUGUCCCCACCCCGUCUCCUACCCGUGAGCUCGACUCUGGUUUUAAAACGUUUUUUAAACUCUUUCUGAGGCGGGGGAAGCCGGGGGGGACACUCCCAGCGCUCAAGGGAUUGGAGGUUUCUCUUCCUGUGCGGAACCCCCAGCCCACAGGAGAGCCCGAGGCAAGAUCCUGCCAGGAAUUCCCAGUGGAGGGGGGCAAAUCCCCCAGGAAUAACCACUGGGGAGGGGUCCCAGAGCACCCCCAGUCCCGGGGGGGAGCCGGGGGGGGGUCACACGUAACUCCUACUUGAGCACAGCUACUCUGUACUACCUCUGAUCCUGAUUAACUCGGCUCCGUUGUGCUGAGCCACCAACUGACCUUUAGGCUGCGGAAUUAAUCCAUAUUUUUGAUAACAGGGCUAAAAAAAGCAGAACAAUAAGGUAAAAUCCUCCCGUUGAUUAACGUCCCGCACCAUUCCUGACCCCAUCCUGGCCCCCUGGCUCCCAGGGUGGGAUUCACUUUAGCACUGCGAUGUUUGCACAGAAUUCCUUGGGUUUUUGGUUUUGUUUUUUUGGGUUUUUUUGGUAACUGCAGCUCCCAAACCGGGCCUGAUCCUGCACGGAGUGAGGUGCAGGUGCAUUUCCUAUCGCACGGAAAUAAAACAGGAGUUACAUCCUUCAGCCAGAGCUUUACAACAUUCCCUCGUUUUUCUUUUUUUCGGGUUGAUUUUUUUUCCAGAAGGCAUCAAACUAUGCAACCCCUUCCUGCGCUUGGCCAUUUCCAGGAUGAGGGAUGAAGGCCUGGGCAGAGGAGCUGGAAGUGUGCUGAGCUCGGGGGAUCACCCAACGCCUUACGCUUGGCCCUAAAAACGUUAACUUAGACCUCAAAGCCCCUGAGUUAAGGCCUUCCCUGCACCUAAAUGUCCCCAAAUGAGGCCUUUCCUAGUGGGAUCCCAACACUUUGAGUCCAGGCAGCAGUGCUUAUCCACAGAUUUUCAAAUCCAAAUCCAAGCCCCAGGGACGGUUUGACUCCAGGGUAAGUUGUUUUAUAAAAUCCCCGAGCGUGGCCGAAGCUGUGGGAAGGGACGGGUGUGACACCACUGCGGCUGGCUCCUCUUACCUCGGAACAAAUUCCAAGUUUCCCCCUCAAACUGCAGGAAUUCUGAAGGACUUUAACCCUGGGACAGGGACAUGCGGUGCUAAUGAAGCUGCACGGUUUCUGCCCCCACGUGUUUCACCCCAAAUUUUAAACCGAAACGGUUAAAACCCAACCCAAACCCUUCACUGUUUAUGGGCAGUCGGUUGAAAUCCCUGUUUCUGAUGUUUAUUUUUCCCCCCAAAUCGGAGCAGCAGCUUUAUUUUGGCGUUGGGAAUAUCCUCCGGCUGUGCCGGGAGCACGGAUGCCCCAGGGCAGGGGAGGGAAAGCGGGAGCUGAUGCUUCAUCCUCGCGGUUUUUGGGGGGAAAUUUCUCUCCCGUUUGGUUAGCUCCAUCCCAGUGGAUGCUGGAUUUGGGUGGGGAUGGGUUUGGUGGAUGUGGGAGGAGAGAGAGGGAGAGAAAAGCUGUAGGAAAAGCAGCUCCAAAGCUGGAGAAGCACCAAACCUACCCCGGGGAGGGAUUUUUCCGUGGGGAUGGGGACAGGGAGACUGUGGUGUGACCCCAAGGUCAAACUAAGUGCACUUACUUGGUGUGGUUGGAAUUGGAAUCGCUGCCGGCAGAUCCCGGUGGAGGAAAACUUUGUCUUUCAGCGCGUGUAAAACCCGUUAAUGAGAUUGGAUUCGGUUUUAUUAAUUGAGAUUCACCUUUGCCAUCUCGCAGGGGAGAGGCCGGGGCAGCUCUGGGUUCUCACUAACGCAACGCCGAGUGACCUGAAUUAAUUCUGCAGUGGUUUAUUCACAAAAAACACAACAACAACUUUUAUUUUAUUUUAUUAAUUCCAGAUUAAUUGGUGAUAUUUGAACAGGGCCGGAGUGUUGCACUUGGGCUGUACCUGCGGCCUCGUUGUGGCACCACAGACUCGUUGACAAUAAAAACCUUCAGCUGAA
Messenger RNA from Hirundo rustica (Barn swallow), 7667 nucleotides. It is a transcript of the gene OTUD7B, whose product is annotated as OTU deubiquitinase 7B. The record is from RefSeq and is a predicted model, not a curated record. Lineage: Eukaryota; Metazoa; Chordata; Aves; Passeriformes; Hirundinidae. Gene Ontology annotation, biological process: protein deubiquitination involved in ubiquitin-dependent protein catabolic process; protein K63-linked deubiquitination; protein K11-linked deubiquitination. Gene Ontology annotation, cellular component: cytoplasm; nucleus. Gene Ontology annotation, molecular function: zinc ion binding; K63-linked polyubiquitin modification-dependent protein binding; cysteine-type deubiquitinase activity. Bases 2494 to 5067 code for a protein of 857 amino acids. The transcript is spliced from 12 exons.